Caenorhabditis remanei is the source of this 780-nucleotide messenger RNA. RefSeq lists its product as uncharacterized. Bases 1 to 780 code for a protein of 259 amino acids. Lineage: Eukaryota; Metazoa; Nematoda; Chromadorea; Rhabditida; Rhabditidae. The record is from RefSeq and is a predicted model, not a curated record. The transcript has 3 exons.
AUGUCUCCUAUUCAUAUAUUCCUACCAUUUCUCCUUGUCUUACCUGUGUUAUCCCAUGAACUUCAUCACAAAGCAUUUCGAGCCUGGAAGACGCCGAAAGUGAACAAGCAUCGGUUGUCAUUGAUUAUUCAGAGAUUGAAGUUGAAUGAAACGAAGAGGUUGGAUGGGGCAGACCUAUCAGACAUCCACCAAUCCACCGACCCCGUCUCAAAGCUUACUGCUUCAGAACAAUGCCCAAUGUUCCAGUCCUUCUCCUCAUGUGCCUGUGAACCAACUUGCAACAACCCGAAUCCCUACUGCCCCAACUGCGAACCCGGCUGCACUUGCCGAAAUGGAUUUGUGAGAAGCUCUCUCCACCUCUGUGUUUUGCCAGAAGAAUGCCCACGGACUAAACUUCGACGAUUCGAGCUACAAGCCCCAAGGCGUCUUUAUGAAGCUGUUCCGGUAGUGCUCUCAAGUACUACAACCACAGAGGAGCCAACCACGACGGAGCCAAGUCUUCCGAGCACGACUACCGAAUCCUUCCUUAUCGAAGAAAUGGUGACAGUCCCCCUAUUAGUCCUCCGCAACGGACCUACACCCCCAUCAGCACCACCAAUGCUCCAAGAGCCCUCUGAUAUGAUUGGUGCUCCAUCAGCCACGCCGCCACCAGAUUUUUCAUAUGGACCGCCCGGAAUGAACGCGGCGAAAGUUGCACUUUAUGAGAACUUCUUGAAGCAGAAAAAGAUUAUGAAAGCGUUGAGACAUCGAAGAAAUCAGUUUGCGAAGAGGAUGUUGUAA